UAAUUAUAUGUAUUAUGUGUAAUAAAAUGCAAGCAUGGAUUCGGGAGCAUUUUCCUAUGUUUCGACACGCUAGGGACCCAGCCUACAUAGAGGACCUACCACUGGCAGCACGUUGGUUGUCGCGUCGGGAGACUACCAUGGAGACCACUUACCACUACCGAGGGAUGUUAGACGAUCUACGUCCUAGUCAAGUUGUUUUUGACUCGUACACAGAUCGUAGGCAAGUAGUCGCAGAUGUUUUUUUACACGGGCUGCAUCCGUGCCAUGGCCGUCCUUGAGCCGUACCUACCUGAUAGAGUAUUGAGGCAGUUCGGCAUGGUGCAGUUGGUCCCUAGGCCUCCGUUAGUCCCAUUGCGAGGUAGUAGAGGAGCUAAUAGUCAUUCAUACAGUGUGGUCUAUGCGUACACAGAUGGUCAAUGGGAAAAUUGGCGCGAUCAUGUCAUGAAUGCAGAGAAACGAGUUAUGAUUCAGCCUGGAGUCCCGUGGGAGUCACACCCUGACUACCUUCCUUGGUUUUUGAUGGUCUCCCACUUCAGGGUCUCACCCCGUCCCGUAGAGGUGCCAUAUACCGAGAGUGCGAAAGAGCGCAAUGCAGCGGCUUUGGCCAUUUUGGAUAGUGUUUUGGGUGGGACUAGGGCUAGGACUUCAACUUGCCCGUAUGAACUACGACAAGCACUUAUUGAAGUGCAAAUGACUUUGAGGGGAUCGGAGGCUGCUGAAGCAAGCAUAGCAGGCCCUAGUUCUGAUCGUUACUCGAGUCGUUACACUAGACACUUUAUGGCCAUGGUUUAUGGACUACUUUUCGUGGUGGAAUGA
Molecule: messenger RNA, 816 nt
Organism: Rhododendron vialii
Lineage: Eukaryota; Viridiplantae; Streptophyta; Magnoliopsida; Ericales; Ericaceae
Exons: 3
Coding region: 235-816 (193 amino acids)
Source: RefSeq, a predicted model, not a curated record